This is a messenger RNA of Rana temporaria (common frog), 1174 nucleotides long. RefSeq names its product amine sulfotransferase-like. NCBI's taxonomy places the organism in Eukaryota, Metazoa, Chordata, Amphibia, Anura, Ranidae. Gene Ontology annotation, molecular function: sulfotransferase activity. Gene Ontology annotation, biological process: sulfation. The transcript has 7 exons. Gene Ontology annotation, cellular component: cytoplasm. Bases 141 to 1034 code for a protein of 297 amino acids. The record is from RefSeq and is a predicted model, not a curated record.
UUGGUAUUGCUAUACCGUAGUAGUAGUAUAGUUCACCCGGAUAGAGGAAUAAAAAUCCCUUCCGUGGAAUAUUGUGAGUUUGGUACAAGCUACGAAUCAGGAAGUGAAAAAACAAGUUUGAACAGGUAGCAUUUCUAGCAAUGUCUGCAAUUACUCCUGUGUCACGUGACAAAUAUUUGUACUGGUAUAAAGGAUUCUGUUUCAUAAAGGAAAUGAUGACACCAGAGUUUGUAGACUCCAUACAGGAUCUUAAAAUAAGAGAUGAUGAUGUUUUCUUGAUUACAUAUCCAAAAUCAGGAACUAUUUGGUCUCAGCAAAUCUUAAGCUUAAUAUGCAGUGAAGAGCACCGAAAUGGUACUGGAAAGAUCGACACUUCUGAAAGAGUGCAAUGGCUUGAGUUCCCAACUCUAAAUCCGGAUGUAGAUCACAGCAGUCGUCCUUCUCCUCGUCUAUUUGUAUCCCAUUUGGCAGAACCAUUUGUUCCCCAAGGGCUAAAAAAUAAAAAGGCAAAAGUUAUUUACGUGAUGAGAAAUCCAAAGGAUGUUAUGAAUUCAUUUUAUCAUUUUCAAAAGAUCGCUGUUUUAUCGGAGAAGUCACCAGAUUUUCAGCACUUUUUUGAGAAAUUCUUGGAUGGAGAAGUUUAUGGAGGCAAAUGGUUUGAUCACUUUCAAGGAUGGUACAAUCAUAAGGAUUCAUACAAUAUCCUUUUUUUAAACUAUGAAGACAUGAUAAAGGACCUGCGAUCUGUUGCUAAGAAAAUCUCCACAUUUUUAGGAAUAAAAUUAGAUGAUAAGGCUAUGGAUAUUGUGAUAAAAAAAGCAUCUUUCAAAGAGAUGAAAAUAGAUCCUCUUGCAAAUAAAGAAAAUAUGCCUGAGAAUAUUAUAGAUAAAAAAUGUGGGUCAUUUAUGCGUAAAGGUCAAGUUGGAGACUGGAAAAACAUAAUGACUGUGGCCCAGAGUGAGACAUUUGACAAACUAUUGCAGGAGAAAAUGGGAAAUUUAUCACAAAUUUUUACCUGGGAAUUCUCAGAAUGAUCAAGAAUAGCCUUCAGUUUUCUCUCAUUUCACUUUCUUAUCUCAUGUCAUGACAAAAAUACAAAUGCAUUUUCCUUGAUUUAAAGUGGUAAAUAUAUAAUCAUAAUAUAUAUUAUUAUUAAAAAAAUUGUAAAUCAGAA